Rhinolophus ferrumequinum (greater horseshoe bat) is the source of this 1993-nucleotide messenger RNA. RefSeq names its product acidic nuclear phosphoprotein 32 family member E (gene ANP32E). Gene Ontology annotation, biological process: regulation of apoptotic process. The record is from RefSeq and is a predicted model, not a curated record. Gene Ontology annotation, molecular function: histone binding; phosphatase inhibitor activity. The transcript has 8 exons. NCBI's taxonomy places the organism in Eukaryota, Metazoa, Chordata, Mammalia, Chiroptera, Rhinolophidae. Gene Ontology annotation, cellular component: nucleus. The coding region runs from base 366 to 1169 and encodes 267 amino acids.
UGGCGGUGCCGUGUCAUGGAGGCUCAGUCUCGGAGCAGCCAUUGAAGGGGAAGGAACUGCGGGUGUGUGUGUGUGAGUGUGUGUGAGAGUGAGUGUGUGUGUGUGUGUGUGAGUGCGCGCGCGCGUGUGAGUGCGCGCACGAGUGUGUGGACAAGGAGGUGGGGGCAGCCGAGUUAGAGUCCCAACUCCUUGGACUCCAUUUGCUAUUCUCUUUCUCCCCCACACCUAUCUGGUGGUGGUGGGCGUUUAUAUUUGCGUUUCUUUUCAUUCAUUUCCAAACCUUUUACAAUUUGAGGGUUGGGGGUAGCAGGAAAGGCAGGGCAGGGUAAGGGAGGAGAGUAAUAGCAGAAGAGCAGGAGGAGGACAUGGAGAUGAAGAAGAGGAUUAACCUGGAGUUAAGGAACAGAGCCCCGGAGGAGGUGACAGAGUUAGUCCUUGAUAAUUGCUUGUGUGUCAAUGGGGAAAUUGAGGGCCUGAACGAUACUUUUAAAAAACUAGAGUUUCUGAGUAUGGCUAAUGUGGAACUCAGUUCACUGGCCCGGCUGCCCAGCUUAAAUAAACUUCGAAAGUUGGAACUUAGUGACAAUAUAAUUUCUGGAGGCUUGGAAGUCCUGGCAGAGAAAUGUCCAAAUCUUACCUACCUCAACUUGAGUGGAAACAAAAUCAAAGAUCUCAGUACAGUAGAAGCUCUGCAAAAUCUUAAAAAUUUGAAAAGUCUUGACUUGUUUAACUGUGAGAUCACAAACCUGGAAGAUUACAGAGAGAGUAUUUUUGAACUGCUGCAGCAAAUCACAUACUUAGAUGGAUUUGAUCAGGAGGAUAACGAAGCACCAGACUCGGAAGAGGAUGAUGAUGAAGAUGGAGAUGAAGAUGAUGAAGAUGAAGACGAAGAUGAAGCUGGUCCACCUGAAGGAUAUGAGGAAGAGGAGGACGAGGACGAGGAAGAUGAGGACGAGGAUGAAGAUGAAGCAGGCUCAGAACUGGGAGAGGGAGAAGAGGAAGUGGGUCUCUCUUAUUUAAUGAAAGAAGAAAUUCAGGAUGAAGAAGAUGAUGAUGACUAUGUUGAAGAAGGGGAAGAAGAAGAAGAAGAAGAGGAGGAAGAAGAAGGUCUUCGAGGGGAAAAGAGGAAACGAGAUGCUGAAGAUGAUGGAGAGGAAGAAGAUGACUAGAUCAUUCUAAGACCAUAUUCCCUAUUUCUUGGGUGUGCAAUAGAGUGAUCACAUCUUCUUUGUUUCUUCAUGUAUGAUAGCUGUCCCUACAGAAGAUAACGUAACUUUUUAUAGGAAAAGUGUGGUUUUACUAUUUUUGCCUUAUCAUUCCAAAUAAGAUUUACUAGUCUGUUAAUGAUCAUAUUGUAUGUAGAGAAAAAUUUUCAUUGACCCCCCCCAUUGUGAAAUUCCCUAGCAGUUUAUUUAGAAUCUUAAUUUUUCUAAUACGAGCUCAGUGUAUUAGUCAUUUUAGCUCAUAAUUAAAACAUGAUUGCUUUUACACAGGCAUAGUAUAGUGCAUUUCAUUCAUAAGGUUUUAAAGUUAUUUAUGAAUUAACUGAAAUCACAGUCAGCUGGAAUAUGAAAUGAAAGUAGUCUCUUGAAUAAUAAGUUUGUUAUGUUUUUUAGCAGUGAUCCAGAGAUCUUUAAUUUGAAGGCAAUGACUUCUUUUUGGCUAAGGGUUUAUAUGACAAAUAUGAGUAACUUGGAAAGUAGGAGCAGAAAAGUAAGGGUUCUAUUCAAAAACAUAAUUCAAGGCUUUCGGGGAAGCUUCUGAAAACCUAAGCCGGGUGACUAAGAUUUUAUUUUUGAAGGAAAAAUUGGUUAUAAUAAGUUUAGAGACAUGCAGGUGAGCCCUUUGUUCUUCAAGCUGAAGAUGUCGAUAUGCUAACGGUUGUUGUGUAUUUUUUGUGUGCAGUUUUUGUUUUCCUCUCAGCAAUCCCUUUACGAUCACCUUCCUUUCCCAUUUCACUCUCCUCCCUUUAUCUCAAAAAAAAGUUAGGAAA